Brachypodium distachyon (stiff brome) is the source of this 1171-nucleotide messenger RNA. Its product is annotated as protein disulfide-isomerase LQY1, chloroplastic. The record is from RefSeq and is a predicted model, not a curated record. NCBI's taxonomy places the organism in Eukaryota, Viridiplantae, Streptophyta, Magnoliopsida, Poales, Poaceae. The transcript is spliced from 3 exons. The coding region runs from base 490 to 870 and encodes 126 amino acids.
UAGCUCCACAAGGGUUUUCUCCCCUAUAAUCUGUUUUUUUAGCGAAUUAUCGGGACGUGUUUGGUCUGCACAGUUGCGGUGAUUGUUACGCCUGUAGCUUCUAGUUUCCCGUCCGGCUUGCUGCUUCCGGAGGUGGUUGGAAUUUCGCGUCGUGGCGCUUCCUGACCGGAUUUUGAUGAUUUCGGGCACCCCUUUUUUAGCCGUUGCACCUGAAUUGUUCUCCAUUUUCUUAGUGGUAAGGAAGUAGAGGAAGCUAGGUCUUGCUUCAUCCAAAGUGUUGGCAACACUCAGCUAUACUGUACAAAUGAGGGGAAUUAAUAAAUGUGUGGCAUCUGAAAAUUGUUGAUCUAUCCAAUCGAGCCAAGAAAAAUUGCUAAGACCAAGCUGUCCGAAAUGAGCACGACUCCAUGGUUGAAUGCUCUAGGAGUUAGUGCCGUCACAUGCACUACCCUUCCUGGAAUUGUGAAAAGCCAAGGAAAAUGACGUCUUAUGUGCUGGUUGAUAUUGCGAAUGCAUACAUGGUGGUUCCGGUGCUCGUCAGUGUGCUUUAUUAGAGCAAGUGCAGUUAAUGACCUUCAAAGAAGCAAGAGUAACCUUGAAUCAUUAUUCUGCUACGACAAAGCUAUUCCAGAGGAGGAUAUUGGGAAACCAACAGGUUUAGAUUUGCAAAAGAAGAACGUUGGGAAGAAUCCUCCUUGCCUGUGCUGUGAAGCUAAAGGUGCUGUGCUGUGUGCAACUUGUGCUGGUUCAGGCUUGUACAUCGACUCAAUACUAGAGAGCCAAGGAAUCAUCGUAAAAGUCAGAUGUUUAGGCUGUGGAGGAACUGGAAAUAUUAUGUGCUCCAAAUGCGGAGGUCGUGGACACACCUGACUUGUGAAAAAUUGUGAUCUCCACAAACAAGGCAAUGCAAUUCAAGUGUCAUCUUCGUGUACAUCAAUCUGUACUCAUUCCAUCUCUGAAGACAAGCUGAGAGGUCAACAGUUAAACAUUGGUUAGAACUUCUGGUCAUGUAGACAAGCGACGUGACUCCUAUUUGAUUUUCUUAUAUUGCACACGAACAAUCUCGUUGUAUUGAAGGAUGUGGUGCUGAAUCAGCUGCUCUAACUCGAGUUCACUUGUAUGUUAACAUGUGAAAUCAUUUUGUCGAAAGGCUUUCAAUUCUUUCAGCUUA